Molecule: messenger RNA, 2535 nt
Organism: Lynx canadensis (Canada lynx)
Lineage: Eukaryota; Metazoa; Chordata; Mammalia; Carnivora; Felidae
Gene: CMIP
Product: c-Maf inducing protein
Exons: 21
Coding region: 64-2385 (773 amino acids)
Cellular component (GO): cytosol; nucleoplasm
Source: RefSeq, a predicted model, not a curated record
GCCCCGGCAGCCCGGGACAGCCCCCUUUCCCCGCCCCCGGCCCCCGCCCCGGCCCGGCCGGCCAUGGAUCUGACCAGCAGCUCGGGCGGCGGCGGCGACCCCCGGCAGAUCGAGGAGACCAAGCCGCUGCUGGGGGGCGACGUGCCGGCCCCCGAGGGCACGAAGAUGGGCGCCGUGCCCUGCCGCCGGGCCCUUCUGCUGUGCAACGGGAUGAGGUACAAACUGCUGCAGGAGGGCGACAUCCAGGUCUGUGUCAUCCGGCACCCGCGGACCUUUCUCAGCAAGAUCCUCACCUCGAAAUUCCUGAGGCGCUGGGAGCCGCACCACCUAACGCUGGCCGACAACAGCCUGGCGUCCGCCACGCCAACUGGGUACAUGGAAAACUCGGUCUCCUACAGCGCUAUUGAAGACGUUCAGCUGCUGUCCUGGGAGAAUGCCCCGAAGUACUGUUUACAGCUCACAAUCCCUGGGGGAACAGUCUUACUGCAGGCUGCCAACAGCUACCUGAGAGACCAGUGGUUCCAUUCGCUGCAGUGGAAGAAAAAGAUUUACAAAUAUAAGAAAGUGCUGAGUAACCCAAGCCGUUGGGAAGUUGUCUUGAAGGAGAUCCGAACUCUGGUGGACAUGGCCCUGACAUCCCCCCUGCAGGAUGACUCCAUCAACCAAGCCCCACUGGAAAUCGUCUCAAAACUGCUCUCAGAGAACACAAACUUGACUACCCAGGAGCAUGAGAACAUCAUUGUGGCGAUUGCUCCUUUGCUGGAAAACAACCAUCCACCGCCAGAUCUCUGUGAAUUCUUUUGCAAGCACUGCAGAGAGCGGCCCCGGUCCAUGGUGGUCAUCGAAGUGUUCACGCCCGUGGUCCAGAGAAUCCUCAAGCAUAACAUGGACUUCGGGAAGUGCCCACGACUGAGGCUGUUUACUCAGGAGUACAUCCUUGCCUUGAACGAGCUCAACGCGGGGAUGGAGGUGGUGAAGAAGUUCAUCCAGAGCAUGCACGGCCCCACGGGGCACUGCCCCCACCCCCGGGUCCUACCCAACCUGGUGGCCGUGUGCCUGGCUGCCAUCUACUCCUGCUAUGAAGAGUUCAUCAACAGCCGUGACAACUCCCCCAGCCUGAAGGAGAUCCGGAACGGCUGCCAGCAGCCCUGUGACCGGAAGCCCACCUUACCUCUGCGCCUUCUGCACCCCAGCCCGGACCUGGUGUCUCAGGAAGCCACGCUGUCCGAGGCGCGGCUCAAGUCCGUGGUCGUGGCCUCCAGCGAGAUCCACGUGGAGGUGGAACACACCAGCACUGCCAAGCCGGCACUGACAGCCAGCGCGGGCAAUGACAGCGAGCCCAACCUCAUCGACUGCCUCAUGGUCAGCCCUGCCUGCAGCACCAUGAGCAUCGAACUGGGUCCCCAGGCUGACCGCACGCUCGGCUGCUAUGUGGAAAUCCUCAAGCUGCUGUCGGACUACGAUGACUGGAGACCGUCUCUGGCCAGCUUGCUUCAACCCAUUCCAUUCCCCAAAGAAGCCCUCGCACACGAGAAGUUCACCAAGGAGCUGAAGUACGUGAUUCAGAGGUUUGCCGAAGACCCGCGACAAGAGGUACACUCAUGCCUGCUGAGCGUGCGGGCCGGCAAAGACGGCUGGUUUCAGCUGUACAGCCCCGGAGGGGUGGCCUGUGAUGAUGACGGGGAGCUGUUCGCCAGCAUGGUGCACAUCCUCAUGGGCUCCUGUUACAAGACCAAAAAAUUCCUGCUCUCCCUGGCGGAAAACAAGCUGGGACCCUGCAUGCUCCUGGCGCUGAGGGGGAACCAGACCAUGGUGGAGAUCUUGUGCCUCAUGCUGGAGUACAACAUCAUCGACAACAACGACACCCAGCUGCAGAUCAUCUCAACCCUGGAGAGCACGGGCGUGGGCAAGCGCAUGUACGAGCAGCUGUGCGACCGGCAGCGAGAGCUGAAGGAGCUGCAAAGGAAAGGCGGGCCCACCAGGCUAACACUGCCCUCCAAGUCCACGGAUGCCGACUUGGCUCGUCUGCUGAGCUCCGGCUCUUUCGGAAACCUGGAGAACCUCAGUCUGGCCUUCACCAACGUGACCAGCGCCUGCGCUGAGCACCUCAUCAAACUGCCUUCUCUCAAGCAGCUGAACCUGUGGUCCACUCAGUUUGGAGACGCCGGCCUGCGGCUCCUGUCGGAACACCUCACCAUGCUCCAGGUGCUGAACCUGUGUGAGACGCCUGUGACCGACGCCGGCCUGCUGGCCCUCAGCUCCAUGAAGAGUCUUUGCAGCUUAAACAUGAACAGCACCAAGCUCUCGGCUGACACCUAUGAAGAUCUGAAGGCCAAGCUUCCCAACUUGAAGGAAGUGGACGUCCGCUACACGGAAGCCUGGUGAAGCUCCCGGCUCGGCAGGAAGGAGUUUGCAGCCGCAACACACGACUUUUGACUAAUAGCCGUAGAGCGCCGGUCCUGGGGUCCCACCCCCAGCGUCCCGGCUGUGAGAUAGAUGGGGGAGUCUUUCUGGGGGCAGAGGGCGGAGGGGGGA